GCCUGAAUGGUUCUUUCAGCGAGGCCCUGUCCCUGCUCCAGCAUCUGUAAUGAGCUCCUGUCUUCCUCCCACACUGGGACCUGAACCGCCAAACCGCACCUACGAGCAAAGAGUAGGCGCUCCAUAAAUACUUGUUGAGACGGCAGAGGGCGCGUGUUCGCCGCCGGGAAAGCGGAAGCGCGUGUGCGCGCACCGUCGAGGGGGCGGGACACGCGGUCAGUCUCGCGAUAACUGCGCAGGCGCGGACUAGAGCGCUCUUUCCUGAGGAUCCGGCAAGAUGGCAGAAGUAGAGCAGAAGAAGAAGCGGACCUUCCGCAAGUUCACCUACCGCGGCGUGGACCUGGACCAGCUGCUGGACAUGUCCUACGAGCAGCUGAUGCAGCUGUACAGUGCGCGCCAGCGGCGGCGGCUGAACCGGGGCCUGCGGCGGAAGCAGCACUCCCUGCUGAAGCGCCUGCGCAAGGCCAAGAAGGAGGCGCCGCCCAUGGAGAAGCCGGAAGUGGUGAAGACGCACCUGCGGGACAUGAUCAUCCUGCCCGAGAUGGUGGGCAGCAUGGUGGGCGUCUACAACGGCAAGACCUUCAACCAGGUGGAGAUCAAGCCCGAGAUGAUCGGCCACUACCUGGGCGAGUUCUCCAUCACCUACAAGCCCGUAAAGCACGGCCGGCCCGGCAUCGGGGCCACUCACUCCUCCCGCUUCAUCCCUCUCAAGUAGUGGCUCAGCUAAUAAAGGUGCACAUGACUCCA
Messenger RNA from Pongo pygmaeus (Bornean orangutan), 747 nucleotides. RefSeq names its product small ribosomal subunit protein uS19. The transcript is spliced from 5 exons. The coding region runs from base 278 to 715 and encodes 145 amino acids. Lineage: Eukaryota; Metazoa; Chordata; Mammalia; Primates; Hominidae. Gene Ontology annotation, cellular component: ribosome; cytosolic small ribosomal subunit. The record is from RefSeq and is a predicted model, not a curated record. Gene Ontology annotation, molecular function: RNA binding; structural constituent of ribosome. Gene Ontology annotation, biological process: ribosomal small subunit assembly; translation.